Molecule: messenger RNA, 3421 nt
Organism: Centropristis striata (black sea bass)
Lineage: Eukaryota; Metazoa; Chordata; Actinopteri; Perciformes; Serranidae
Gene: sec23a
Product: Sec23 homolog A, coat complex II component
Exons: 20
Coding region: 261-2555 (764 amino acids)
Biological process (GO): COPII-coated vesicle budding; intracellular protein transport; COPII-coated vesicle cargo loading
Cellular component (GO): COPII vesicle coat; endoplasmic reticulum exit site
Molecular function (GO): GTPase activator activity; zinc ion binding
Source: RefSeq, a predicted model, not a curated record
CACACACACACACACAAACAAACACACACACACAGACUCACUUACAGCCCGCAGACUCACCUGGACUCUGUCCGCUCACCUUAGUGCUCGCGGCUGCAGCUGUCAGCUGGUCGUGACGUAGCUGUUUACCUGCCGGAGAGCAGCUGUAAGCCGUUAGCUCCGAGGCUAACAGAACUCCACUCAGAAAACAUCUGAUUUAGUUUCUUCAGGUUCAGUUUUUAUCCUACGGUGUCUGGCCCCUCCCACCUCCCUGCGUUGCCAUGGCGACCUUCCCGGAGUACAUCUCUCAGAACGAGGAUCGUGAUGGCGUGCGGUUCAGCUGGAACGUCUGGCCGUCCAGCCGGCUGGAGGCGACCCGCAUGGUUGUCCCCGUGGCAACGCUCUUCACGCCGCUCAGGGAGCGACCCGACCUGCCGCCGAUCCAGUACGAACCGGUUCUCUGCAGCCGAGCAACCUGCCGCGCCGUGCUGAACCCACUGUGUCAGGUGGACUACAGAGCCAAACUGUGGGCCUGUAACUUCUGCUACCAGAGGAACCAGUUUCCUCCUUCGUACGCUGGAAUCUCUGAAGUGAACCAACCAGCUGAACUACUGCCUCAGUUCUCCACCAUAGAGUACGUCGUCCAGCGGGGUCCUCAGAUGCCGCUGGUCUUCCUGUACGUGGUGGACACCUGUAUGGAGGACGAGGACCUGCAGGCCCUGAAGGAGUCCCUGCAGAUGUCCCUGUCUCUGCUGCCCCCCACCGCGCUGGUCGGCCUCAUCACCUUCGGCCGAAUGGUUCAGGUCCAUGAGCUUGGCUGCGAGGGAAUCUCCAAGAGCUACGUCUUCAGGGGGACCAAAGACCUGAACGCCAAGCAGCUGCAGGAGAUGCUCGGUCUGACCAAGCCUGCAGCCGCUCAGGGACGAGGACCGCAACAGACCCAGCCGCCGCUGUCCAACAGGUUCCUGCAGCCGGUGCAGAAGAUUGACAUGAACCUGACCGACCUGCUGGGGGAGCUGCAGCGCGACCCAUGGCCCGUCACGCAAGGCAAGAGGCCGCUGCGUUCGCUGGGCGUGGCCAUGUCCAUCGCUGUGGGCCUGCUGGAGUGCACCUUCCCCAACACCGGCGCCCGGGUCAUGACCUUCAUCGGCGGCCCAGCCACGCAGGGACCCGGCAUGGUGGUUGGAGACGAGCUGAAGACCCCCAUCAGGUCCUGGCACGACCUGGAGAAGGACAACGCCAAGUUCAUGAAGAAGGCCACCAAGCACUAUGAGUCUUUGGCUAACAGAGCGUCCACUAACGGACACAUCAUAGAUAUCUAUGCCUGCGCUCUGGAUCAGACCGGACUGCUGGAGAUGAAGUGCUGCGCCAACUACACCGGGGGCUACAUGGUGAUGGCGGACUCCUUCAACACGUCUCUGUUCAAACAAACUUUCCAGAGAGUUUUCACCAAAGACGUGCAGGGAUCCUUCAAGAUGGCCUUCGCUGCCACGCUGGAGGUCAAGACGUCCAGAGAGAUCAAAAUUUCUGGAGCGAUUGGACCCUGCGUGUCUCUGAACGCUAAAGGACCCUGUGUCUCUGAGAACGAGAUUGGAACAGGAGGGACGUGUCAGUGGAAGAUCUGCGGUUUGGAUCCGACCACGACGCUGGCGCUUUACUACGAGGUUGUUAACCAGCACAACGCUCCCAUCCCUCAGGGCGGCCGCGGGGCGAUCCAGUUCGUCACUCAGUACCAACACGCAUCAGGACAGAGACGCAUCAGAGUCACCACCACCGCCAGGAACUGGGCAGAUGCUCAGACUCAGAUACAGAACAUCGCGGCGUCCUUCGACCAGGAGGCGGCAGCUAUCCUGAUGGCGAGGCUGGCGGUGUACCGGGCAGAGACGGAGGAGGGUCCUGAUGUCCUCAGAUGGUUGGACAGACAGCUCAUCAGACUGUGUCAGAAGUUUGGAGAUUAUCACAAAGACGAUCCAAACUCCUUCAGGUUCUCUGAGACCUUCUCCCUGUACCCCCAGUUCAUGUUCCACUUGCGGCGCUCUCCGUUCCUGCAGGUGUUCAACAACAGUCCAGAUGAGAGUUCUUAUUACAGACAUCAGUUCAACAGACAGGACCUGACACAGGCUCUCAUCAUGAUCCAACCUGUGCUCUACGCUUACUCAUUCAAUGGACCACCUGAGCCGGUCCUGUUGGACAGCAGCAGCAUCCUGCCUGACAGAAUCCUGCUGAUGGACACUUUCUUCCAGAUUCUCAUCUACCACGGAGAGACUGUGGCUCAGUGGAGGAAGGCUGGUUAUCAGGAGAUGGCCGAGUAUGAAAACUUCAGACACCUCCUUCAGGCUCCGGUGGACGACGCUCAGGAGCUGCUGCAGACUCGCUUCCCAAUGCCCAGAUACAUCGACACAGAGCACGGAGGCAGCCAGGCUCGCUUCCUGUUGUCCAAAGUGAAUCCUUCUCAGACCCACAACAACAUGUACGCCUGGGGACAGGAGUCUGGAGCUCCCAUCCUGACGGACGACGUCAGCCUGCAGGUGUUCAUGGAUCACCUGAAGAAACUGGCCGUGUCCAGCGCCGCCUGAGCUCACCUGCUGCCUCACCUGUCUGCCAUAUCUUUAUAUCUGCUGCCUGGCUUCCAGUGACAACCUGUCCAUCAAUUAAAUAACAAGCAUGUCAACCCUGUACACAAACUUUACAUUACAACAGAAACUUUACAUCACAUAUAGAAACUUUACAUCACAACAGAAACUUUACAUCACAUACAGAAACUUAACAUCAUCAACAGAAACUUUACAUCACAUACAGAAACUUUACAUCACCUACAGAAACUUUACAUCACAGGUUAAUAUUUUAGAAAUUAGAAUAGUUUUUAUGAUACAUUAUAUUUUUCAGAUGAUUUCAUCUUGUAAGAUAUUCUCGUUGCAACAUUUAAAAAUGAUCCAGUGAAUAAACAAUAAAGUACUUGAAGGUAAACUUCUAUAAGGUAUUAGAAUCUACAAGAAUCCAACACAUUAAAACAUCAAGUCUACUUUAAUUAUUUUAUUAUAAUCAUUAUUAUGAAGUCAUGCAGCAGACUGACUGCAGUGAUGAAGUUUCCAACUGAUAUAAAUGCUUCUGGGAACAGGAUGAAGAUGUUUCAUGUCGUCAGGGACAGAAAAUAUAAAAUGUGUCUUUAUAUGAUGAUACGUUCCUCUGUAAGGUCUGAUGUGACAUUACAUCCUCUCUGUUUACGACUGGUCAGAAAAUCAACAAGAACAAGUAAACGACACAGUGUGGUGAUGAUCUGAACUCUGUGAUCAGACUUAUAGAAACAUUGUUUGUUAAUGAUUCUGCUCUGUUGUUGAGUUUCUCUUUCAGCUGUUGAACACUAAAAGUCCUGCAGAAGGAACACACGUUCAGUGUUUAUUGGUUCUUUAUUCUCAUGUUUCUAAUAAAACUGUGGAGAUGA